AUGAAGCUUCUCUUACUAAUUUACCUGCUCGGAUCUGCCGGAGGAGCAUCAGGUCAGCCUGAUGAGCCUCUUGGCUCUAUUGAUCAUCGAGCUUCAAUUCAGCAACUUCCAGGUGAGCACUCUUUAAGUGAGCAUUCUUCAGGCGAGCACUCCUCAAGUGACCAUUCUUCUAGCGAGAACUCUUCAGGUGACCAAGCUUCUGGUGAACAGACUUUGGCUGAACAAUCUUCCAGUGAAAAGCCUUCAGGUGAAAAGCCUUCAGGUGAAAAAGCUUCUGGGGAAAAGUCUUCAGGUGAACAGGCAUCAGGCGAAAAGCCUUCAGGUGAACAGGCUUCAGGUGAAAAAUCUUUGGGUGAAAAGACUUCUGACUCUUCACAGGGCACAGGAUUAAACUGCCAUACGUGUUCUUACAUGAAUGAGCAAGGAAAAUGUCUUCGUGGGGAGGGAGUCUGUGUCACUCAGAAUUCCCAGCAGUGCAUGUUAAAGAAGAUCUUUGAAGGUGGAAAACUCCAGUUCAUGGUUCAGGGGUGUGAGAACAUGUGCCCAUCUAUGAACCUCUUCUCCCAUGGAACCAGGAUGCAAAUUAUAUGCUGUCGGAAUCAAUCUUUCUGCAACAAGAUCUAAAAGUCUGUGCCCUUCCCUCCCUUGCUUCUUGCUCUGACUCAGGCAGCAAAAGGCCUCCUCCGUCCCUCUACUGGGCACAAUUUAUAUUUCAUGUUUUCCCUAGUCAACAACUAAUCACAUCUGCCUCUGCCAGAGUCCCAGACAGGAUGCUCAAAUACAGAAGCCCUCAUUUAUCUCAUCUUCCCACACCUGUUCAUUCCGUUAUCUACUUCUCUCUCUGUCUUCCCUGCUCCCUUCCCCCAUCUCCCAACAGCUCUUUUCAAUAAAUUCCAUGACUAAAGAACACAGACUCCAGACAGAUUUUUCCUAUCAGUUUCAGGGUCAGCCUGAGCCUCCUUACACCUCAUGGCAUUUUGGAACCAUUCCAUAUGGUGAAAGUGAAAGGUCCUGCCUUGGAUUUAAUUGUGUCACCCAGAAAUGUGUGUCAACUUGGCUAGGCCAUGAUUCCCAGUAUUAUGUGAUUGUCCUCCUUUUUGUGAUCUGAUUAUCCUACAUUUUGUGAUUUAUUGUAAACCUUAGCCUCUAUCCCAGUGGUUGGAGCCCCAGUGGUGCAGUGGUUAAAUGUUACCGCUGCUAACCAAAAGGUCAACAGUUCAAAUCCACCAGCCACUCCUUGGAAACCCUAUAGGACAGUUCUA
Molecule: messenger RNA, 1262 nt
Organism: Loxodonta africana (African savanna elephant)
Lineage: Eukaryota; Metazoa; Chordata; Mammalia; Proboscidea; Elephantidae
Gene: ACRV1
Product: acrosomal vesicle protein 1
Exons: 6
Coding region: 1-624 (207 amino acids)
Source: RefSeq, a predicted model, not a curated record